CGAGACGCUGAUCUAAAAAAAACAACAGUGCAGCUAAUAUUAGCACAGCUAGCUAUGCAUUAAAGAUAGAAACCAUGGUCAAAGAGAAAUGAUGUGCCAUGCUAUUGCGUAGGCUUACUUGACCGUUUGCUGCUUCACUUUUGUCGUGUUUGUAAUUGUUAGAUAAGAAAUAGCAGAGCCGUUGAAUAUACUUUGCAUGGCCAGUUAGCUGAAAUGUCCUUCUCAGUCUUGUUGUAGCUCCAUUGAUCUAAUGAAAGCGCCUUGCAAUCAUGACGCUUCCAACUUUGCAGAACACAAGUGUGCUCUAUCGAAGAAUACUGUCGCAGUUCCCUCAAGACAUCAGCCUCGCAUUUGCCUAUGGAUCUGGCGUAUUUAAACAAAAUGGAACUAGCCAAGGUCAAAUGGGGAAAAACAUGCUGGAUUUUGUGUUCACUGUAGAUGAUCCAGUCACCUGGCAUACCAUGAACCUGAUGCAGAACAGAAGACAUUACUCUGUAUUAAAGUUCCUGGGUCCUAGGAAGAUCAGCCGGAUACAGGACGAACAUGGGGCUGGGGUUUACUACAACACCUUGGUACCUGUGGAUGGAAGGAUAAUUAAGUAUGGCGUGAUCAGUACUGACUCUCUGAUUGAUGACCUGCUCCACUGGAAGACCAUGUAUAUUGCUGGCAGACUACACAAACCGGUGAAGAUCCUAGUGCAGGGUGAGAACGGGAAGAUGCGUGGUGCGUUGGUGGGGAACCUGAAGAGUGCUGUGACUGCCUCCUUCCUUAUGCUGCCUGAGAGCUUCUCUGAAGAGGACCUGUUCCUGCAGAUCGCUGGCCUCUCCUACGCCGGGGAUUUCAGGAUGGUGAUUGGAGAAGACCGGUCGAAGGUGGCUAACAUUGUCAAGGAGAACGUGCAACAAUUCCGCAUUCUCUACAACAGCAUUCUGCAGGAGUGUCCUCAGGUGGUGUACAAGCCUCAGCAGGGGAAACUGGAGGUGGAUAAGAGUCCCGAGGGUCAGUUUGUCCAGCUGAUGGCCCUCCCCAGAACCCUGCAGCAGAGGAUCACACAGCUGGUGGACCCCCCAGGGAAGAACAGGGACGUGGAGGAGAUACUACUACAGGUGGCCCAGGACCCAGACUGUGGCUCUGUGGUGCAGCAAGGAAUAUCAUCAAUAGUGAAGUCUUCAAGCAUAACUCAGACUGCCAAAGGAAUCGCCACGGCCGGUCUGCUGAAGUCCGUGUCCUACAGCGCCAAGAAGCUCCAGAAGAUGUGGAAGGGCUGGAGAAGGAAGACGCCCUGAUCCCUUUCUACCUGGAUGAAACUAAUGUACCAACUUGAUCCCUUGGGAUCAUUGUUCAGGAGGAUGGAACAUUACAGAAAGUUUAAGAUAUAAAUGUGUUGUGUACAACAGAUACGAUUGUCUAUCAUGCACAAUAGGGAAUUGUCUCGGCUCAUUUUAUUACAUUUUUAUCUGCAACGUUGUGAAUGUUUCACCUAACUGAAUACAACCCAGUUACACAAAGACGUCCUUAAAAUGAAGCUCUGUUUUCCUGCACCCGUCUUAAUCUACGUGUCUAUAGGGUCUGUUGCCAGUUGUAAUCGGCCAUUACCUGGGGUGUAUUCAUUCCGCCAAACCAAACUUUUUAGUUGCAAAACGUUUUCUUCAAACAGAACAAAACCUUGAGUGCAGAUUGAUUUAAUCUGAACGAUUAACUGAAAUUUCAUUGGAGGCAGCUCUGGUGGAAAUUCUUGCAAUCCGCAUGUCAACUGCAUGAACAAACAUACACAACGGAAAUACUUUAUUAAAGUAAUGUGAAUAAAUUAUGGUUAAUAAGUGAUGAGCAGUAAUGGACAGUUACUACCAUCACGGGACUUAUCGUUUUAUUCUGCGUUGCAGCAUUCAACUCACAUAAUGCAUUUAAUGUCUACAAAAAUAAUUGAAACCAAAAUUGAAAACCGUUAUUAUUUUUUAAUAGUCGAACCGAAACGACCUCAAAAAGCACUCAUUGCUCAGCACUAGGAGGGACCUACCUGAAUUUUGUCUAACAGAGACUCUCGCCAAAACAAAAUAUUUUUUGCACCUAAAACGUUUUGUUUGGCAGACUGAAUACACCCUUGGAUAACAUCAUGGUACAUUGUGUGUCACCCACAAUGAUGUAAGGUGUGACUUUUUAUUGCACUGAAAAAGAGAAUGAAUUAAACAGUAUGUCACUCA
Molecule: messenger RNA, 2201 nt
Organism: Coregonus clupeaformis (lake whitefish)
Lineage: Eukaryota; Metazoa; Chordata; Actinopteri; Salmoniformes; Salmonidae
Gene: tamm41
Product: TAM41 mitochondrial translocator assembly and maintenance homolog
Exons: 8
Coding region: 270-1286 (338 amino acids)
Biological process (GO): cardiolipin biosynthetic process; CDP-diacylglycerol biosynthetic process
Cellular component (GO): mitochondrion
Molecular function (GO): phosphatidate cytidylyltransferase activity
Source: RefSeq, a predicted model, not a curated record